Molecule: messenger RNA, 3573 nt
Organism: Trypanosoma rangeli
Lineage: Eukaryota; Euglenozoa; Kinetoplastea; Trypanosomatida; Trypanosomatidae
Product: putative helicase
Exons: 1
Coding region: 1-3573 (1190 amino acids)
Cellular component (GO): Swr1 complex
Molecular function (GO): ATP binding; ATP-dependent chromatin remodeler activity; ATP hydrolysis activity
Source: RefSeq, a predicted model, not a curated record
AUGCCACGCAGGCGCAAGCGGCAUCGGGGCGAGGAAGAAAGCGCCGAUGCCCCCACCACAACUGCGCCGCCCGAACUCGACACUGUGGCCCCAGCUCUUCAGCAGCAGUCUUUUUUGGUAACGUCGAAAUCACAUCGUCGCCGUGCGACUGCGGUCACGCCAUCGUUUUUGUUUGCGCCGAUCACAGUUCUUCCGCCGUGGCAGCGUGUGGCGCUUUCAACAUUGUGCCGACUACAUGAGAGUCAGGCGAACGAGCACCGUGCGGCCGCUCAUGGGCGUACGCUGCAGAGGGAUCUCACGCGCUAUCAUGAGGACCUCCAACGGCGUGAGGAUCGUCUGCGCGCCAAGCAGCGAGAGACGAGAGCAAGGCUUGGUAACAAGUUGUUUACAGCUAUUGAGAAACAGUGGGCACGGCGCGGCGAUGUGUUUCAGCAGCUUCUAUGUGUGGAGUUUGAUGAGGUGAAGCGGCGGCAGACGGAGCGGCGACAGGAAGACCUCCUUCGUGAGGCGGAGAACACCACGCGCACGCUGCUUGAUGAUAUAUUUUCUGAGACCAAACCUCCGUCUCUUCCUUCUGCCCAUGGCGAUGACGAUGACGCCAACACGGCGGCAGUUACAGCUGCGCUGCAGAACAGUGACAUGACGGGAGGCAUGAGUGGGUCUGUGCUGGAGAGCUCCCUCUCUUUGCUUGACACGCAGAAUGGACGACGGCCACUGCGUGACUACCAACGCUCCGCACUGCGUUGGAUGACAAACCUCUAUACGAAGAAGCUGAAUGGCAUCCUGGCUGACGAAAUGGGGCUUGGCAAGACGAUUCAAACCAUUGCUCUGCUUGCUUUUUUUGCCGAGUACAAAAACGAUUGGGGGCCACACCUCAUCGUUGUGCCUACGACGGUCGUGCUCAACUGGAAGGCGGAGUUUCAACGCUGGUGUCCAGGGCUGAAGGUACUCGUCUACAUUGGUUCCCGCAAGGAGCGACACCGCCUGCGCAAAGGCUGGAUGGGAGAGGAUGCGUUUCACGUUUGCAUCACCUCCUACAAUCUGAUGGUGACGGAGCGGGCAGUGUUUCGCCGACGGCCAUGGGGAUUUCUUGUACUUGACGAAGCGCAUCAAGUGAAGAAUUUUAUGAGUAAGAAAUGGCAAUCGCUCUUUGAUUUGCAGGCGGAGUAUCGCCUGUUAUUGACAGGGACGCCGCUGCAGAGCUCGGUCAUGGAGUUGUGGUCGCUCUUUCACUUUCUACUGCCAUCUGCAUCUGCCUUUAGCUCCAACGAGGAGUUUCGAGAAUGGUUCAGCAACCCCAUGGAGGACAUGGUGACGGGGCGUACGUCCCUCAAUGAGGAGGUUGUACGCCGUCUUCAGUCGCUGCUGAGGCCUUUUAUGCUGCGCCGGCUGAAGAAAGAUGUGGAGUCUCAACUCCCCUCCAAGACGGAGAAAGUGGUCGUGUGUCGCCUUUCCCGGCGUCAAAGGCUUUUGUAUGAUGAUUACAUGCAGCUUACGGAAACGCGGGAACGUAUUCGAGGCGGGGCCGGUGGGGUGCUGGGGGUGUUGUUGGCGCUCCGCAAGGUCUGCAACCACCCUGACAUGUUUGAAGAGCGUCGGACGCUUUCCCCUCUGGCUCUGGAUUGCCUCAGUGAAAUCACGCUUCUGGUGCCACGUGACAUUUUGCUUCGGGGCAAUGACUUUAGUGGUCGCUAUCGCUUCCAGAAGUGGCGCCUCUGCGUGGAGGAUGUGUCCCUUGCGCUGGAGCGCAGCGACGACAUGUUGUUUGAUGACGCAUGGUUGGAUUGCAUGUGGCUGCGCCUAUUGUUGAAUGACCAGCCACUUGAGUGCCCCUUGUCACGGUACUCUGCAGCGAAUUUCCGUUGGCCAGUCGAUGCUUCCGUGGAGAAGAUCGUGGGGAGCGAUAGGAAAGAUUGCUUUAGCGACGCUGUGUGGUCCAUGAUGUGUCAACAAGUUCGAGAGCAACAAGCAUGCGCCCAUCAACGCUAUGCGACGACAGCCACCAUUCAAGCUCAACAAUACCAACGCAUGGAAACUGCAGUGCGUGUGUGGUACCCUCGCUCUAUUGAGAUUGUAUCCUACCAAGGGCUCGGUACUCUCCCACCACGGCUGCACCCGGAUGUUGCGCAGCGUGCUUGCGCCAUUUUUCCUAUUGCACAAAAGGUUGCGGUGUAUGUCCCUCGCGUUGCGGCCGUGCACCCACCACGUCUGCACUGCAGGCUUCCUGUGGCACAUUACCUGGCGUUUCGUUCGCACACUCGGGAAAGUUUGGCGCCGCUGCUUGCAAUUAGUAAGUCGCCUAGUAAUUAUCACACACGACGUGGCGUCUUUGACGCCUCCUCGUUUCUUGCUGAGUUGUGGCCGUUGCAUGUGCGCCGCUGCUUCACUUUUCCAGACAAACGGCUGCUGAUCCACGACUGUGGCAAGCUGCAAUUCCUGCAACAUGCCCUCAAACAACUGCGUCGCGAUGGUCACAGAAUGCUCAUCUUCACGCAGUUUGUGCAAAUGUUGAAUAUUCUGGAACGGUUUUUGUCCAUCGUUGGCAUUCCAUACCUUCGAAUUGACGGAAGCACCCCCGCUGAGAAAAGGCAGGCCUUUGUGGAUCGCUUUAACGACGACGAUCGCAUCACGUGCAUGAUUCUUUCCACACGCUCAGGCGGAAUAGGCCUAAACCUCACAGGCGCUGACACCGUUAUAUUUUAUGACAGCGACUGGAACCCAACGAUGGAUCUGCAGGCGCAGGAUCGGUGCCACCGCAUUGGUCAAACGAAGCCGGUGACGAUCUACCGCCUGAUCAGUGAACACACAGUGGAGGAGAACAUCUUGCAGAAGGCACGGGAGCGUAAGAAGCUUAACAAUGUCGUCAUUCGCGGCGGGCAGUUUCACGCCAUGGCAAGUGUGGAUGAAGUGUACGAGGACAGUGCGGCGGCAUUCGCGGCGCUCUCCGACCCGGUGCGCCUUCGAAGUUUUUUCCACGACCUGGAUGAGGAUGCCACCGUCAUGGAACACCAAUGUCCGCGAGGUGAAUUGCAUGGUAAGGACUCGAGCAUGAAAGAGCCGGUGGAUAUUCGAGCAGAGAUGAUGCGGCUUGAAGACCAGGAAGAUCGUGAGGCGCAGCAGAAUGUGGAGGAGGAAUUGCGGGAGCUGGAGGAGCAGAAGCGAAACGAUGAGGCCGAGUUGGGCGCUGAAGACGAAGAAGGGGAUGACGCAGACGCCGACGAAGAAGGUACACCAGGAGAAGGAAGAAAAAGAAAACGAAGGAGGGAAGAAACGGAGGAGGAGCGAGAGGAGGGACUGAUGCAGCUCCCGAUGACGGAUAAUAAUAACGACAAUAAUGUUGCCUUGGUUGACACGCACGCCGGUGUCCCACGUGGGGCGUCACCGAUGGUGGUCCACAGGCGGCGUGAUAUUAUGCGGCGGCAACGUACCCCACUUGAUCGUCUUCUUUCCGUACGGUUUGCCACCUGUCACCCGGCAGAGGCAAGAAAUCGCUAUGAUGCCUUGUGUGAGACCUACGCAGCCCACGUGGGGGAGAAUGAGCUACCACAAUUCACAACGGCAUUUCAGCUGUAA